Schistocerca nitens (vagrant locust) is the source of this 1169-nucleotide messenger RNA. Its product is annotated as alpha-aspartyl dipeptidase. Lineage: Eukaryota; Metazoa; Arthropoda; Insecta; Orthoptera; Acrididae. The record is from RefSeq and is a predicted model, not a curated record. Bases 311 to 1039 code for a protein of 242 amino acids. Gene Ontology annotation, molecular function: serine-type peptidase activity. The transcript has 8 exons. Gene Ontology annotation, biological process: proteolysis.
GUACCGAAUACAUAAUAAGAUAGGGACAGCUAAUAUUUUCUUUCAAUGUUCUCUGUCCAUCCGAUAAUGUAUCGGACCUUGUUCGCGGGGAUGAAUCAUUAUCAUUUGUUAGAGGUAUUAACACAGGAGUAGGAAACUGACGAACUGUAACACGCAGUCGUUUUUGUUUCCUGAAACUAUAGGAAUUGUGGUUUUGUAUUUGGCGAUGCAGUUCGGGAUUUCCUGACAAGAAUAUGGCUUUUUGUCUUCCUAUGCUGGAAACUGGCCAGCCGUAAAAUGUUACUGCAAUUGUUGGUGAAUUGUUGAUGAAAUGGCUGCUUGUACAAAAAACUUACUGCUUUUGUCAACAUCAACUGUUCAUGGAACAGAAUACCUGCAGUAUGCUUCUGAACAUAUAAAGACAUUCUUAUCGAAGUGGAAUGUGUCAAACAUACUAUUCAUUCCCUAUGCAUUAAAAGAUUACGAUGCCUACACUAACAAAGCAAGGAAAGCAUUAGAAACUUUUGGCUUCAAAGUUAAAGGUAUUCAUGAAAUGGACAAUCCUGUAUCAGCAGUAGCCAAGGCAGAGGCUGUGUUUAUAGGAGGAGGAAAUACCUUUCAGCUACUAAAGAGCCUAUAUGACAACAAAAUUGUGGAACCUAUUCAACAGAGAGUGUUAAAGGAUGGGAUGCCUUACAUAGGAAGUAGUGCUGGAACAAAUGUCGCUACUGUCAGCAUUUGCACAACAAAUGAUAUGCCUAUAGUGUAUCCACCAACUUUCCAGGCACUUUCACUUGUACCUUUUAAUAUCAAUCCACAUUAUUUGGACCCUGACCCUUCUUCCAAGCACAUGGGGGAGACACGUGAGGAGCGAAUCAGACAGUAUCAUGAAAUUUCUGGAAUGCCACCUGUCCUAGGAAUGAGAGAGGGGUGUAUUUUGCAUGUGGAAGGCAAUAAAGCUGUUCUGAAGGGAUUAUGUGGAGCAAAAUUAUUUUGUCCUGCAAAGCAGCCUAAAGAACUGGAUGUUGGAGCAGAUGUUAGUUUCCUGCUGCAAAUUUAAGUUUAUUCUUCAGCUCUUUACUCCUCUUAUCAGUGCGGAAACUGUAAAGAAAAUGUUAAUGGAGAAGAUAAGGAUAUCUACUUGCACCAAUUAACAACACGGUUAUAAUAAUAAAUGCCUUGGUGGAGAA